UCUAUUUCUUCUUCUUCUCCAGCUUAAAAAGAGAAACCCUUAGUUUUAAACGAAACAAAGAAAGAGGAAAACAUAUUAUCUCUUUUGAUCUCGUACGGCAGCUACACAGACCACAACCUCCGACGAUUCUUGACCUUAAAGAUGGCUUCACCUUCUUCUCAAGUGUUCAAACAUGAAUUGCUUGAUGAGGUUCACGGAGCAGAAGCUCAAGAACCCUCUGCCGUGGGAGAGACUCAGAGACCAACUUCUUCUGCUCUUGUUGGAAGAUCUAGCCGUAAAAAAACCCAACUUUUUAAACCCUGCUUCAUUGGUGAAUCUGAGGCUAUGCUUCCUCGUCAAAGUCGUUCAGCUCCUUUUCCUCAGUCAAAGGCUCUGCCUUUAAGUGUUUCCUUCCAUGGUUGGAGAUUUGCGAGCAAAGAUUUCAAGCUUUGGGCUAAGAAGAUGUCUGAUGUGCACCAACACACUUGGAGAAAAGCUGGGAUCUUUGACGCAAUUAUGGCAUCCCUAAUCAAAAUCCCUAAAAACAUAGACUUGGUUCUGGGUAUUGCUGAGAAGUGGUGUUGUGAAACCAAAACCUUCGUUUUCCCUUGGGGUGAAGCAACAAUAACACUUGAAGACGUUAUGGUGCUUUUGGGUUUCUCUGUUUUGGGUUUGCCGGUUUUUGCUACUCUGGAUAUGUCAGGAAGGGAGACAAUGGCUAAGCUGGAGAAAGAAUGUCUUAGGAUUAAGAAAGAUAAAGGCUUUUCUGCAAACCAAGUAGCAUGGAUAGAGAGAUUCAUGGAAAGUGGUGAUGAGCUUGAGCAUGUUGCUUUUAUUGUGUCAUGGCUUAGCUACUUUGUGUUUCCAUCACGCUAUUAUCAACACUCUGAACAUAUUUUCCCAAUUGCUGUUCAUCUUUCAAGAGGUACUAGGGUUGCCCUUGCUCCUGCUGUUCUUGCUCACUUGUAUGCAGAGCUAAGUCUUUUGAGAAACCACAUCAGAGAUUUCAAGGAAUCAACGUUUAACCUCAAAAUUUAUCUGACUGCCUUGUUUAAAUUGGUCCAAGUUUGGACAUGGGAGAGAUUCUGGCAACUACAACCAACACCUAAUCUGAUGCAAAAGGGUGAGCCGAGAUUGGCUCGUUGGCAAAACCUGAAACAGGAUACGAGCGAUGCAAGGAAGAUUUUCAAGAACUCAAAAAGGGACAGUUUUGAGUUGCGUCCAUACACACAACAUGUGGGAAACUGGAAAUUUCCUCAGUUUUACCCCGAGAAAGCGAUGUGGAUUCCCGUUGAUCCCAAUCUUGAUGAUGACUUUAUCUCCUUUGCUCGAUGCUUUAAGGUGUCUGAGCUUGUUGGAAUUUAUUGUGUGGAGAAUUACUUUCCCAAUCGGGUGGCUUUACAGUUAGGGAUGCUUCAGGAUGUUCCUUCUCCUGCUAACCGACACAACCUCUCACAGGAUGCAGCUUGGAAUGAUUACAACAAGCCUAUUGAUGAUGUGACAAUAUACAUUCCUUCCCGUUUUGCACCACCUCAGGUCACUCAAAUGUUCUGUGAGUGGCGGAGGAAGUGGUUUUUGGAGUUCCAAUGUUCUUCUGAGGUGUCGCGGGUUGUUAAAUCAGAUCUAAAAUUGGAAGAUGAAAAUAAUGUAGGUCGUUGUCAGGCGCAGGUUCCGUCAGACAAGGAUAAAGAAGAUGAUAGCCACACCAUUGCUUCUGAACCGCCUAGUAAAAAGAUUAGACUUGAGGCGGAUAACAAUGAUCUGGGGCCUUGUCAAAAGCUUGCUUCGAUAAGAGAUAAUGGAGAGAAAACUUUCCCACCACUAGAAAAAGAGCAAAGGAAUGAAGAAACUGAUGAAGCAGGAAUCAACGCAGAGAAGCGUAUGGUUUUGAGUCCAUUUAAUGAAACCAAUUUGUCUGAUCAUCCUGUUAGUUUCGAUGAAGCAAUGGACAUUGUUGAAGUGGCACCAGAGACAAGACAAUUCUGUGAUGAUAGGCUCGAUGUACAGACUGAUGAAACUGGAAACAAAACAGGGAAGUUUCCGAGCCAAUUUGAUGAUAACAGCUCUUCAGACUCUUCUCUGGGUGUUGGUACUAAUCGAGGAGUGGUUGACAUUAUUGUGUCACCACUAGAGACAAGGGAAACCCGUGAUGAUGAGCUUGAUGUACAUGGAAGCUAUGCAGAGAAGAUUGACAUGAUCAGUAAUGGCAGCAAGGAACCAGACUGUUGGCUCAAAGAAGAUAGUAUCUUAGCAGGAGAAAAGGCGACCUCAGAUGAGAAGUUGUGCAGUAGUGAAGCUGAGAAGGAAGAUGAUGUAGCUGGUGAUGACAGUUUGAUCCAGAAAAAGAAUCUUGCAAUAAUAGAGGAGCUAGCAUUAAAUGUAGACAAGAAUGGCUCAAGCCCUCAUCAAAACCUUGCUUGUGGAGAUGAAACAAGCUUGAGCCCAUGUGGUGAUCAGUCAAACGUUCACAUUGGUGUAGGGGAAGGAAGUCAUGGACAAGACUGUUUGCUUCAUGAAAAUGCCCUCGGGAGUGAAAAGAGAAACAACGGUUUUGAUUUUGAGGCUGAUAAGAAUUCAGCUAAAAAGAGAAUACAAGAACUGACGAUGCUGCUAUUGUCAAUAGAGGAGCGUAUUUUGAAGGCACAAGAAGAUGUGGCAUUGAUAAUAGAAAGGAGAGACGCAGAACUGAGAAGAAUCGCAGCUCGCUACAACUAGGCGUGUUGGAGGUUGGUUUGAGCGGUCAUACAGUACUCAUGCAUAACAAAACUUUGUUUUCUCUAUUACAACGUAAGAUGUUUAAAAAGGAUUUUGGGAGGAUAAAUAU
This is a messenger RNA of Capsella rubella, 2803 nucleotides long. RefSeq lists its product as uncharacterized. The coding region runs from base 142 to 2694 and encodes 850 amino acids. The record is from RefSeq and is a predicted model, not a curated record. NCBI's taxonomy places the organism in Eukaryota, Viridiplantae, Streptophyta, Magnoliopsida, Brassicales, Brassicaceae. Gene Ontology annotation, biological process: meristem development; meristem maintenance. The transcript has 2 exons.